CUCCUAAUCUGUGCAGGGAGAAAUGGGAACUCAUCGUGGCCAGCCCACUGACUCGCUGCUAGGCACCUGUUUGGUUGGCAAAUACUUUGUACCCAGACCUUCAUGCUCAGAACACCUCCACACCUGCAGUUAGGCGUCAGCCAGCAGGUAGUCUCAGCAGAUCUUCCUCACUCCUGAUCAACUCACCGAAGCCAGGACCCUCUGCAGCACUCCCGCCGGAGGCUGUCCUCUCCCGGUAAGGGCUAAGAAGAGCCCUUCCCCCCAACCAGCACCAGGAUCUGGAAAAGGAAUCUCAGUGGUGCUUCGGAAGGCCCAAAGCUAAAGGAGGUGCGGCCCGGGGAGGGGCCAGGACCAGGAACGUGCCCGGUACUGCCCAGUCUUUGUCUGCUGCCUCCGGAUGCACAGCGAUGGGGGAAUGGACCAUCUUGGAGAGGCUGCUGGAAGCCGCGGUGCAGCAGCACUCCACUAUGAUCGGGAGGAUCCUGUUGACUGUGGUGGUGAUCUUCCGGAUACUCAUUGUGGCCAUUGUGGGGGAGACGGUGUACGAUGAUGAGCAGACCAUGUUUGUGUGCAACACCCUGCAGCCCGGCUGUAACCAGGCCUGCUAUGACCGCGCCUUUCCCAUCUCCCAUAUCCGUUAUUGGGUCUUCCAGAUCAUAAUGGUGUGCACCCCCAGUCUCUGCUUCAUCACCUAUUCCGUGCAUCAGUCGGCCAAGCAGAGAGAACGCCGGUACUCUACUGUCUUCCUAGCCCUGGACAGAGACCCCACUGAGUCUAUAGGGGGACCUGGAGGAACUGGGGUUGGGGGCAGUGGUGGGAGCAAGCGAGAAGAUAAGAAGUUGCAAAAUGCCAUUGUGAACGGGGUGCUGCAGAACACAGAGAACACCAGCAAGGAGACAGAACCAGAUUGCUUAGAGGUUAAAGAGCUGACUCCACACCCGUCAGGGCUGCGCACAGCAGCAAGGUCCAAGCUCCGAAGACAGGAAGGUAUCUCCCGCUUCUACAUCAUCCAAGUGGUAUUCCGAAAUGCUCUGGAGAUUGGGUUUCUGGUGGGCCAAUACUUUCUAUAUGGCUUUAGUGUCCCAGGGUUGUAUGAGUGUAACAGAUACCCCUGCAUCAAGGAGGUGGAAUGUUAUGUGUCUAGACCUACUGAGAAGACAGUCUUUCUGGUGUUCAUGUUUGCUGUGAGCGGCAUUUGUGUGGUGCUCAAUCUGGCUGAACUUAACCAUCUGGGAUGGCGCAAGAUCAAACUGGCUGUCCGGGGGGCCCAGGCCAAGAGAAAGUCAGUCUAUGAGAUACGUAACAAAGACCUGCCUCGAGUCAGUGUUCCCAAUUUUGGCAGGACUCAGUCCAGUGAUUCUGCCUAUGUGUGAAAAAGGCAGGUUUGGCGAAGGCCUGCUGAGUGGCUAGGAGCCCCAAGGCAGAUGAUGGAUGGCUCAAGGGGAGCAGAACUGCCCUCACUUCUGUGAUGCUCACUGUCAAGGUCUAAGAUGCAGAUAUGAAGGGGUCUUCAUCAGCACAGAGGAAAGGUAGAACUGCCAUCACAUGGCACACCAUCGAUCAGUUCUACAGAGACUAUUGGGAAGCGUGACAAGAUGACUGAGCUGGACUUCCUUGGGCCUUUCUCUUUAAUGGCCCUUCCUGCUCCAGACGAUAGUGGACUGGUGCAGCUGCCAAGUAAGACUUAGCUCUGCUGAGCUCUGUAUUCUGGUGAAUGGCAUGAGUCAAAUACUCAUUGAUAUAAAAUUUGUGACCCAUCUCAGCACAUCCCUUUAUCCUGGGCUGCAGAAAAAAGAAAUGAUCCCUGAAGAUCUUUCUUCCUCAUCAGCAUGCCCCUUUCUCUCAAACCCAGGAUAGCAUGCCAGCUUUUCUGCUUCCUUGAUCUGGCCUUAUAUUAGCCCUAACACAGUUCAUCUGCAAGCUAGAGGGAUUUACAUGGGGUGCUUUUUGGAUACUGGCCAGGGCAGAGGUUUGCAGUAGAGCCCCAUAUGACUGGCCCUUAGUCAUUAUGAAAACCUUAGGAAUGUCUCGAUAUUUCCAAUUUUUUAAACUCAAAUUGCACUGGUGCUGUUUAUUAGG
This is a messenger RNA of Microtus oregoni (creeping vole), 2079 nucleotides long. RefSeq names its product gap junction protein delta 2 (gene Gjd2). NCBI's taxonomy places the organism in Eukaryota, Metazoa, Chordata, Mammalia, Rodentia, Cricetidae. Gene Ontology annotation, biological process: cell communication. The transcript has 3 exons. The record is from RefSeq and is a predicted model, not a curated record. Gene Ontology annotation, cellular component: connexin complex. Bases 408 to 1373 code for a protein of 321 amino acids.